AUGAUCUUAUUGCCCCUGAAAACACGACUAUGGAUCAGUCUCCUUUUUUUUUUGGUUGAGGAUCGUGCGGCACAACUGCAAGCCAAAAAUGAGGGUGAUGUGGCCACAGCCACACCGAAGUAUUCCACGGAAGAGCAGCAGUCUUCUUCUCUUCCUCCUCCUCUUCUCCCUGUUGAGGUGAAAGUGUGCCAUGAGAAACCCAGGACUGAAAGAGUGAGUUUGUUCGCUCGAGCAAAGAUGUACUCUAGUGCGACUGCCCCUGUUGUGAAUAGGGAGUCAGAGGUCUUAAAUACGAGAAAGUUUUUGAAAUAA
Messenger RNA from Trypanosoma cruzi, 312 nucleotides. RefSeq lists its product as uncharacterized. The transcript has a single exon. The record is from RefSeq and is a predicted model, not a curated record. Bases 1 to 312 code for a protein of 103 amino acids. Lineage: Eukaryota; Euglenozoa; Kinetoplastea; Trypanosomatida; Trypanosomatidae.